CAGAUUUGAUCAUUGAUUCAAAGAUAUAGUAGUUGGAAGGUGUUGUGUAGGCGAAUGUUCCCGGGAAAACUCGAUUAGAACUCUAGUAAAACGACUGAUAGAGCCAACAAGACACUGAAUUCGACUCGCGGUCUCUCGAUCAUGAGGGAAGAGGAUUACGACCUCGAACCGUCGCCAUUUAGCGAUCCUCAAACUAUUAUGAAGAGGAAUAUGUCACUGCAGUGGGCUCUACAAGACGCUAUGCAGUCUGCACGAGGACGUGGAGAGUUCGCUAGCGGUGUUCACUCUGCAGCGGAGCAGCUAGAUCAAAAUCCAGACGAUGUUGUUCUCUGCAUUCUGGUGGAUAAUAAAAGAGCAGAUCCUGGUAUUCAGGUUCAUUGUCGACUAAUAGAAGCGUUUUGCUGGGAAUUCCCUAUUCCAGUUAUCAAGGUGGAUAGCAGCAUAAGACUGAUGUUCCUAGCAGGUUAUAGCUGGAACCACCCUGAUACCAUCCAUUGUGUUCUCAUCAAGGGUAAAGACAGCAGUGGACCCUUGAUGGAAAAGCUUUUGAGAUUUAGUCAACAAGUACCAGCACCACUAUUAAAGCUGGCAUAAAUCCAUCUAAGAACUUUACGAAUGGACUGCUGGAGUGUGUGGAUCGUACAAAAGCAGCUGCACAAGUUGACCUUGGCUUGAUGAUGCAAUGCCAUAAGCAUUCUAAAAUCCAAUUCCUUGCCUUGAAGUGUUAAUACUUCUUGAUUAUUGAAAAUGGCAGCACUUAGUAACUUAUAUUUAUUUAAGAAAACAUUCACUGACAUGCUUAAAGUGCAAAUGAACCCUUCGACAAUACUUUC
Messenger RNA from Actinia tenebrosa (Australian red waratah sea anemone), 833 nucleotides. Its product is annotated as growth arrest and DNA damage-inducible protein GADD45 gamma. NCBI's taxonomy places the organism in Eukaryota, Metazoa, Cnidaria, Anthozoa, Actiniaria, Actiniidae. Gene Ontology annotation, biological process: regulation of cell cycle. The record is from RefSeq and is a predicted model, not a curated record. Gene Ontology annotation, cellular component: nucleus; cytoplasm.